Branchiostoma floridae (Florida lancelet) is the source of this 1749-nucleotide messenger RNA. RefSeq names its product isatin hydrolase-like. The record is from RefSeq and is a predicted model, not a curated record. Lineage: Eukaryota; Metazoa; Chordata; Leptocardii; Amphioxiformes; Branchiostomatidae. The coding region runs from base 120 to 983 and encodes 287 amino acids. The transcript is spliced from 6 exons. Gene Ontology annotation, molecular function: arylformamidase activity.
UUACGCAAACAUAGCUUCAAAACAACCGUAGCACCAGUAACGGUCGUGCGUGGCCCUUCUACCACGGGAAGCAACCUUCAGAUUUUCAACGGAUCCGUGUAGACUGGUUCAUCGCCAGGAUGUCUUCCCUCCUUCUAAUCGCGGCACUUUUGGGACUGUUUGGAUAUUCCAGUGGCUCGUUGCCUGGCGACCCUCGUAUGAUCGAACUGACUUGGCGGUUAGAGAAUGGCAUGGCCCAUUGGCCCGGCAUGGUCCCGUACAACUUCACUAUAGUGGACAGGGGCAUGAUUCCUGACGGUUUCUACCUGGAGCUCAACAACAUCUACCUCGCAGAGCACACUGGGACACAUCUGGACGCACCCGCACAUUUCAUCCAGGGAGAAUGGCGUUUGGACCAGGUCCCCCUGAAGAAUUUGGUAGGACCGGGCGUGGUGGUUGACGUCAGGGACAAGACAAGAGACAACCCUGAUUACGAGAUUGGUCCAGAAGACUUCCAGGACUGGGAACGAGAACACGGGCGCAUCCCUGACGGCAGUGUGCUCAUGCUCCGUACGGGAUGGGGAGAGUGGUACUGGGACCAGGGCGAGACCGCCUAUCUCGGUACAGACACUGGGGUCACCUCCCUGCUGCACUUCCCCGGGCUCAAACCAGAGGGCGCUCAGUGGCUGGCAGACAACCGCAAAAUGCACGUCAUCGGAAUCGACACAGGGUCCAUGGAUAACGGACAAUCUGUGCAAAAAAUGAGCCAUCGCAUACUUCUGCCGAAGAGAGUGGUGUUCAUAGAGAACGUGGGUCACCUGGACCAGCUGCCCGUGACCGGCUCCACCGUGUACGCCAUGCCCAUCAUGAUCGGGCAGGGAAGCGGAGGGCCCGCCCGGGUCUUCGCCAUCGUAGACGACCGAACCAGUGCCUGUAGCGUGACGACGUCGACCAUCGUUACUGUAUUUCUGGCAUUCUUUUCUGUCAUACUCAACAUGAUGUAGACAUAUAUAACUGCCUAUUGACGAGAGAACGUGUAAACACUGUUAAGGGAGAGCAGUGGAAGAAGAACUACAUUUUAUAUGUCAAUGUUGACAUUACAAUUUCGAAAGUAUGCGAAUAUGUCUACCACUGCUUUACUUUGUUUGCAAUUAGUCCACGGGCAUGAACUUGCACUAAUGUUUAUUAGUUAUAAAACGUGUCCGAACAAUAACCUAUGUACCGUUUGUCUGUGUGGUAGCUAUGAUUAAUGUAUAUCUGUAGUGAGAAAGAGAAACUCCGAUCAUAGACGGCUGAUUUUAUGCCUUUAUUUUAUGCGUCCACCAUCGCCACUGUACUUCAGGUGCUCUUCUCUGCAAUACUCAACAUAUAAACAUGCAUAGACAUUGUAAACUUAGACAUUCAAAUCCUUUUGUACUUGCUCACUUUUGCGUUUGAAUCCCAGAUGAGCAAGUUAUUGGAAAUCGCAGUGUUGCUAUUGAAUUAAAAAUAAUAAUGUAACAAUGAUUAAAAAUGCAUCAAAGAGAGAUUUGCAGUGAUAAAAGAAUGUUUGAUACUUGGCGCAUUAUGGAUAAUGUUUGUCUGAUACAACUGUUAUGAAGAUUGGUAUAUAACUAACAUAAGCACCAAUUAGGUAUGUCUGUAUCCUACACUAUCCUUCAUUCGUAAAAAAAAAACAUGCAAGUUGAACUGUUUUUUAUGUCACGGACCCGAAAUAUUUCAGCGGGGACGUUUACAUGUACAUCAUUUGAUUCCAAUCUUCUGAUAUCU